Molecule: messenger RNA, 7297 nt
Organism: Nannospalax galili (Upper Galilee mountains blind mole rat)
Lineage: Eukaryota; Metazoa; Chordata; Mammalia; Rodentia; Spalacidae
Gene: Marf1
Product: meiosis regulator and mRNA stability factor 1
Biological process (GO): post-transcriptional gene silencing
Cellular component (GO): peroxisome; cytoplasm
Molecular function (GO): CCR4-NOT complex binding; RNA nuclease activity; mRNA base-pairing post-transcriptional repressor activity
Source: RefSeq, a predicted model, not a curated record
GAAGAAUGAAAGAAAAGAAAGAUGAAAGAAUGUUGAAGCACUUUGUUUGGCUGUAUGAUGGAAGGAAACAGAACUGAGAACCCCCACAGGAGAACACGUGGAUGGCUUCAACAAGAUAAUGAUGCUAAGCCAUGGCUUUGGAAAUUCUCCAAUUGCUUUUCUCGUCCUGAGCAGAUACUGCCUCUUAGUCCCCAAACGAAAGAGUACAUGGAGAACAAGAAAGUUGCUGUGGAGUUAAAGGAUGUACCAUCUCCCCUUCAUGUUGGCUCUAAACUUUUCCCAGCAGUCCCACUUCCUGAUAUUAAUUCUCUUCAGCAACCUAAAAUACAGCUCUCAGCCGUCCCCAAAGUAAGCUGCUGUGCUCAUUGCCCUAACGAACCCUCCACAUCACCCCUGCAUUUUGGUGGUGGCGGUGGCAGCAGUGGAGGUGCUAGUAGCUUGAUUCACACGGGCACACUCUUAGACUCAAAAAGCACCAGGACAAUCACGUGUCAGGUAGGGUCAGGGUUUGCUUUCCAGUCUGCAUCUUCACUUCAGAAUGCCUCAGCUAGGAACAACUUGGUGGGCCUUGCGAGUGACUUCCCUGGCAUGUGUGUAGAGGGUAACCUGUCUUCCUGCAAGCACCUGCCCUGUUGUGGGAAGCUCCAUUUCCAGUCAUGUCACAGUAACGUGCACAAGCUACAUCAGUUCCCGACUCUCCAGGGCUGCACCUCUGCUGGCUAUUUCCCUUGUUCUGAUUUCCCAAGUGGGGCUCCUGGGCGUUUGGAAGAGCACCUUCCCCAGUCGGAGCUGACGCCUCACUUGUGCACCAACUCUUUGCACCUAAACGUGGUACCUCCGGUUUGUUUAAAGGGCUCGCUUUACUGUGAAGACUGUCUAAACAAGCCGGCAAGAAAUAGUAUACUUGAUGCUGCUAAAGUCUGGCCAAAUAUACCACCUCCAAGCACUCAGCCCGCACCUCAUGCUAUCCCUCUGUGCAAUGGCUGUGGAACAAAAGGAACAGGGAAGGAGACCACGCUGUUACUGGCAACCAGUCUAGGCAAAGCUGCUUCGAAAUUUGGGUCACCAGAAGUUGCAAUAGCCGGACAGGUGCUAGAAAACCUACCCCCCAUUGGAGUUUUUUGGGAUAUUGAAAACUGUUCAGUUCCCUCUGGCCGGUCAGCUACUACUGUUGUGCAAAGAAUCCGUGAAAAGUUUUUUAAAGGACACAGAGAAGCAGAAUUUAUUUGUGUAUGUGACAUCAGUAAAGAAAACAAAGAAGUUAUUCAAGAACUGAAUAAUUGCCAGGUAACUGUUGCUCACAUCAAUGCUACUGCAAAGAAUGCUGCUGAUGAUAAACUGCGCCAGAGCCUGCGAAGGUUCGCAAAUACACACACUGCUCCAGCUACUGUGGUUCUUGUGUCAACUGAUGUCAAUUUUGCAUUGGAACUCAGUGACCUGAGACAUAGGCAUGGUUUUCACAUCAUUUUGGUGCAUAAAAACCAAGCCUCCGAAGCAUUGCUGCAUCACGCUAACGAGCUGAUCAGAUUCGAAGAGUUCAUCUCUGACUUGCCCCCCAGGUUACCACUAAAGAUGCCUUGCCACACUCUGCUCUAUGUUUAUAACCUACCAGCCAAUAAAGACGGCAAGAGCAUCGGCAACAGGCUCAGGCGCCUGUCUGACAACUGUGGUGGCAAAGUGCUGAGUAUCUCAGGCUGCACUGCAAUUCUCCGCUUCAUAAACCAAGAUAGUGCAGAGCGGGCCCAGAAGCGGAUGGAAAACGAAGAUGUCUUUGGUAACAGGAUCAUUGUGUCGUUUACUCCAAAACAUAGAGAACUCUGUGAAGCCAAGAGUUCAAAUGCAAUUGCUGAUAAAAUGAAGUCUCCCAAAAAAGUUAAGAACACAAAAUUGUGCCUCAUCAAAGACACAAGUGAACAGUCGCCCAGUGCCAAAGCCAUGCCUGGAAAAGGGUCACAGGCAAAUUCUGGAUCUGCUGCAAAAACCACAAAUGUUAAAAGUUUGCAGGAGCUGUGCCACAUGGAGUCAAAGACUGGCAGCAGAAACAGUGAGCACCAGCAAGGCCACGUGAAGCUGGCAGCACUGCCUCACGACGGCCCAAGCACUUCAGUGCCCACUCUGAAAUCCACAGGCAUGACGGAGCCGCUUUACAGAAACAGUCAGAAAAAAGAGACCCUGAGUGCCCGGAGUAUCACCAGUUCUCCUGUAGAGAAAAAGGAGAAGGAGGAGACUAUCUUCCAAGUGAGCUACCCAUCUGCCUUCAGCAAACUGAUUGCCUCAAGGCAAGUCAGCCCUCUGCUCACCUCACAGUCUUGGUCUCCUAGGAGUAUGUCUCCAAACCUUUUAAACAGAGCCUCUCCUCUUGCUUUCACCGUUGCCAACCCUACCAGCCUCACUGACUGUCCAGACCCAUUUGCAAACGGUGCUGACAUCCUGGUCAGCAACUUGGACUACAGGUUAUCCCGGAAGGAGCUUCAGCAGCUUCUCCAGGAGGCCUUCUCCAGGCAUGGCAAGGUGAAGAGUGUUGAGCUCAGUUCCCAUACAGAUUAUCAGCUCAAGGCCAUUGUGCAGAUGGAAAACCUCCAAGAAGCAAUCAGUGCAGUGAACAGCCUCCACAGACACAAGAUCGGCAGCAAGAAGAUCCUGGUCUCACUCUCCACAGGAGCUGCGAACAAGUCACUCUCUUUACUAAGUGCAGAGACAGUGUCUGUUCUUCAAGAUGCUCCUGCCUGCUGUUUACCUCUUUUUAAGUUUACGGACAUCUAUGAAAAAAAGUUUGGACACAAGUUGAACGUGUCAGAUUUAUAUAAAUUAACAGACACAAUUGCAAUCCGUGAGCAGGGAAAUGGGCGGCUAGUGUGUCUCUUACCCAGCAGCCAGGCCCGCCAGAGCCCCCUGGGGUCGUCACAGUCACAUGAUGGCUCCUCUACAAAUUGCAGCCCAAUUAUAUUUGAAGAGUUAGAAUAUCAUGAGCCCGUCUGCAGACAGCAUUGUUCUAAUAAGGACUUCAGUGAACAUGAAUUUGAUCCAGAUUCUUACAAGAUUCCUUUUGUGGUUCUGUCUUUGAAAACGUUUGCACCCCAAGUUCAUAGUCUUCUCCAGACCCAUGAGGGCACCGUGCCUUUGUUAAGCUUUCCAGAUUGCUAUGCUGCAGAGUUUGGUGACCUAGAAAUCUUACAGGACAGCCAUGGGGGUGUCCCCUUAGAACACUUCAUCACCUGCAUUCCUGGAGUUAACAUUGCCACCGCUCAGAAUGGCAUCAAAGUAGUGAAGUGGAUUCACAACAAGCCCCCACCUCCCAACACUGACCCUUGGCUUCUGCGUUCGAAAAGUCCUGUGGGUAAUCCCCAACUGAUCCAGUUCAGCAGAGCAGUUAUUGAUUUGCUGAAGAACCAGCCAUCUUGUAUCAUACCCAUCAAUAACUUCAUCCCUUCGUACCACCACCAUUUUGCAAAGCAGUGCCGGGUUUCAGACUAUGGAUAUUCCAAGCUGAUUGAGCUACUAGAGGCCGUGCCUCACGUGCUGCAGAUUCUUGGAAUGGGCUCUAAGCGCCUCUUGACCCUCACGCACAGGGCCCAGGUGAAACGCUUUACUCAGGAUUUACUGAAACUUCUCAAGUCCCAGGCCAGCAAGCAGGUCAUUCUGAGAGAGUUCUCACAGGCUUAUCAUUGGUGUUUCUCAAAGGACUGGGAUGUCACCGAGUAUGGUGUUUGUGAAUUGAUUGAUAUUGUAUCUGAGAUCCCAGACACAACCAUCUGCUUGUCCCAACAAGAUAAUGACAUGGUCAUUUGUAUCCCCAGAAGAGAACGUACUCAGGAUGAAAUCGAAAGGACAAAGCAGUUCUCGAAGGAUGUUGUCGAUUUGCUGCGUCACCAGCCCCAUUUCCGGAUGCCCUUUAAUAAAUUCAUUCCCUCGUACCACCACCACUUUGGCCGGCAGUGCAAACUCGCAUACUAUGGAUUUACCAAACUACUUGAACUUUUGGAAGCCAUACCUGAUAUUUUACAAGUAUUGGAAUGUGGAGAAGAAAAAAUCCUGACUUUGACAGAAGUAGAACGAUUCAAGGCUCUAGCUGCCCAGUUUGUUAAACUUCUGCGGUCCCAAAAAGAUAACUGCCUUAUGAUGACAGAUCUGCUUACAGAAUAUGCUAAAACUUUUGGAUAUACAUUUCGUCUCCAAGACUAUGAUGUUAGCUCAGUUUUGGCUUUGACACAGAAGCUCUGCCAUGUUGUGAAGGUGUUUACGAAUGAUAAGACAGAAGAGUAUGUGAAGCUCACAAGCCUGUACUUGUUUGCAAAGAAUGUGCGAUCUUUGCUUCAUACCUAUCACUACCAGCAGAUUUUCCUUCAUGAAUUUUCCAUGGCCUAUACCAAGUAUGUUGGAGAAACACUGCAGCCCAAGACAUAUGGGUACAAUAGCGUGGAGGAGCUCUUGGGAGCCAUCCCACAGGUGGUCUGGAUAAAAGGACAUGGUCAUAAGAGAAUUGUAGUGUUAAAAAAUGACAUGAAAAACCGGCUGAGCUCGCUUGGUCUGUCCCCUGCCAAUCUUGAGACCCAGCCAACAGACAACAAGCAGAUCUUGGAGGUGCCAGCAUCCCACAUAGCCUCGGAACUCCAGCUCGGAGCAGGGCCCAGUCAGAUGGAGCAGGAGCUCCUCCAUCUGGCCAGCAGCUCCCCUGUUGACCUCUUGUGUGCUCCCGUCCCUUCAUGCCUGCCAUCCCCUCAGCUGAGACCAGAUCCCGUCAUCCUGCAGCCCACUGAUCUUAUUCAGUUUGAGGAACACCCUCAAGAGCCUUCAGAAAUUAUGAUUUUAAGUCAAGAAGAAAAAGUUGAAAUUCCAGUGCCAGUAAAGAAGGAAAAGCUGCCCUGUGAUUCCAGCUCAUCUUUCAGCCCAGCACCAGCCCUGGCUCCUCCUGGCCCCUCCUCGGAAGCCCCAGAGUUGCUGCUUAUCAAGGACCCCAUGGAAAGCCCAGCCAAAAAGCAACCCAAAAAUAGAGUCAAAUUGGCAGCCAACUUUUCACUUGCACCUAUAACCAAGCUUUAGCUCCCAUUUUGAACACAGAAUUAGGAUGGGGAAAACUGUCUGACUCUACACACAAAAACAGGCUCAAAAACCUCCUUUUCUGGUUUAAGGAAACCCCCCGGAAGCCAUGUCUUUGUUGUCCUCCAAAGGAUUUUGUUUCUUUUGAGCUUUCAUAUGAAAUUUUUCUUUGUUUCAGUUAUUCGAAAGAACUCUGGCCGUCGUUAAAAAUCUAAAGUAUUGUGAAAUAAGGUGAUGUUCCAAAGAAAGUAAGCAGUGAGUCCUCAGCCAGCAGGAAAGGGCUUGACUCCCAUUGUGCUGCCAUGGUGGUCUGGCCUGUGCAGAGCCUACAGCCUCUGUCCUUUGCUUAAGCCAAACAUGGUUGUGUGAAGCAGGGCCUAUGGGCCAUACUUGGGGGACAAGCCACGGGAGGAGGGCUGCUUUCAGGCUGACAGAGGAAGGUUCCUGGCUUCCAGUGACUUGUUGGUGUGCCUUGUUUUUUUUAUUUAACUAUGUCUAUGGUUGACCAGUGUGGCUUCAUCCCAAUUUUUUUUUAAAUGUUUCCAUUUGGGGAUUCCAAUUAGGCUCUUUCUAGAAAGUUGUGGGUGUUUGAUGCUUCCCUUCUCUGUUCUAUUCCAGUUUGAUCAGGAUCAGGUUAAGGAAAGGAGAUGGUCUUGGUGUCAUGCCUUUAAAGUCAGCAUUUGAACGAGAACACACAUUAUUGUGUGUCAAGAGGCAGUAUUAGAAAGAGUCUGAUUUUCUAAAAUAUGCAUCAAAUGCAUAAAUUAUAAAUCAGAGCUGAGUAGAGAGGUGCUUUACCAGAAGCGGGAUUGAUACUGUUUCCACUGGGAAGAGAACAGAGUUCUAUCUGUACAUGUGAAGGCCAAGGUUGAUCAGCUUAACCUUGUUUUUGUGAUUUUUAAAGCUGGUUUGGGGAGCCAGGAAGCUUUGUGUGAAGAUGUGCAUCCGUAUGUUAGCUCAGUGUCUUUUAAUAGUGUCUGGUUUCACUGUCCUUGUCACUAUUGGAGGCAUGUUGGGGGUUUUUGUGGUGUCUGAUGUUGGCAUUUGGGAAAAGCCAGCUGUUGUGGGCACCGCCCUGUGGAAUGGCCUUCUCUCUGGGUGCCUGAGGUGUCCGCUCACAGGGGGCCUCUCACCCUCUCACCUGACAUUUACAAUGGAUUGUAUUUGUCAGGCAAAAAAGGUGGAUCCAUUCAUAGAGCAGAAAGAAUCUGUCGGCGCACGGUCUUCCACUAGUUAGAUGGUUUCUUUGGGGGAAAUGUUUAUAAAUGUCAUUUCUAGAAAGCCAGAAAAUGGAUUCAGAUUUUGUAGCCAGCAUUUUGAUAAAAUGCCACAAAAAUAAGGGCUCUAGAGAGACUUUUACCAGAUGGAUUUUUGUUCCCAAAAUCUUUUAAAUGAAGCCAGUGGUUCCCAGUUCUCAGCACAUGACCCAAUCAAGAUGAAGCAGCACUGGAAACCCUCUGCAGGCACAACAGCACUUCCUGUGCUGGCCCGAGGGCACUUCCUGUGCAGGCCCAAAGGCACUCCUUGUGCAAACCUGAGGGCACUUCCUGUGCAGGCCUGAAGGUACUUCCUGUGCAGGCCUGACAGCACUUCCUCUUUGAGGCCUGAAAACACUUCCUCUGCAGACUUAGUGCUACAGGAAGCAAAAUGCACAUGUGCAAUUUUUUUAAAGGCUUUUAAGCAAUGUAAUAAAGUUGGUGUUGAGAACAUGAGUUGCCUUAUUCUCAGACUUCCUAAGGCCGAGUGCCCGCUCAGACUUCAGGUUUGCCAGAAAGGAAGGAAUUAUGGACUUUGAAGAUAGGAGAUGUCAUUACAAGUCACUCGGAGCCAUCUCAAAGAGCAGGUUCUAUGAGGGACAGAGAAUGGUUUUGCACAGUCAGGUGAGGUGUGCCUGUGCCAUUCUGGAGUUGCUGGUUAGUGUGGGGCGCGUGUGACUAACAAUCACUGUUUAAAAAUGUGAGGAUGCGAUGGAAGCAUAUGUUCAUGAUGCGCUCCAUGGUGGCCAGUCCCAUCACUGUCUAUUUUUUUAUCCAGAGGCUUAGUUAAAUGAUGAUGCAAUGAUUUGUGCACAUUGAGACGAUGAGACUCUAUUUCUGGGUGGAAAGAUGUACCAGAUUAGAUUUACCUGUUUAAAAAGACAAAGGUUAUUACCGAAUCCCCUUCCCAUCUUGCACUGUUUGUUUGGAUUGGGCUGGGGGACAAGAUGUUUUUCUUUACUGUCUACUUUGUUUGAAUUUUUUUUUUUUUUUUUUUUUUUUUU